AUGCACAACCGGACUCUGGAGCAACAGGGACUGAAUUCAAGUGAGUACACCUCAAACGGAUCUGCCUUCCCUGAGAUGAGCACAUCUGGCAUGGGGAAGGGGAAGGCCAGCUACCCUUUGUACAGCUUGUUCUUAUAUCGAGAGGGCCACGCCUGGGGAGGCAGCAGCAGUGAGGAGGAGGUGAAGAGGGGUCUCUGUGGGACUGUGCCUGUCCUCUAUAUCCCGGGAAACGCGGGCUGCUACAAGCAGGUGCGUUCCCUGGCGUCUGUCUCUCACCACAUCUACCACGCCUCUCAUGCUCAACACGAAUCAAGGGACAGCCCUCCCUGCUUCACCUUUUUCCUGUCCCCUCUUCUCCCAAUCAUUCAUUCAGGGACAGCCCUCCCUGCUUCACCUUUUUCCUGUCCCCUCUUCUCCCAAUCAUUCAUUCAGGUGCGUUCCCUGGCGUCUGUCUCUCACCACAUCUACUACGCCUCUCAUGCUCAACACGAAUCAAGGGACAGCCCUCCCUGCUUCGCCUGUGGAGAAGAGCCAGACACAGCAACUCUGGCAGCAGCAGCAGACUCAGAUGGAAGGAAAGAGGCAGGGGAAACGAGAGGAGAAGGUGCCACCGCAGCAGCAGCAGGACCAGGAGAAGGAGGGGGGAAUGUAAUAGGAUCAAGGAAUGGAGGGCAGGGAUCUGCGGCGUAUCCAUCUCGCCUGGCGUGGUUCUCGGUGGAUCUGAGGGAGCACCUGACUGCCCUUGACAGCGCUCUGCUUCUCCGGCAGUCAGCCUUCGUUGCUGCUGCUGUCAAAGAGGUGGGGUGCUCAAGCAUGUAUGCAUGUGUGCGCGUGCUCUGCACAUGUGCGUGGGUAUCAGCAGCAUACCCAUCUCGCCUGGCGUGGUUCUCGGUGGAUCUGAGGGAGCACCUGACUGCCCUUGACAGUGCCCUGCUGCUCAAACAGGCCGCAUUCGUUGCUGCUGCUGUCAAUGAGAUCCUAUCGCUCUACAGGUCCUCAUGUGCUUCCAUGCCCGCCCGCCCGUCCUCUGUGCUGCUAGUGGGGCACUCUAUGGGGGGGAUAGUCGCCCGCCUGGCCCACAGGAGGCUGCAAGGGGGAGGAGAUGCGAAAGAAGGAGAGAAAAUGGAGGGGGAGGGAGAGGUGAAGGAGUGUGCGUGGAAGGGGGAGGCGCGAGAAGGAGGAGGAGGGCAGGAGGAGCAAGAGAGGGGGCAAUGCACGCGGGACGGACCGCAACAGCCAGUGCAGACCAUAAUCACCAUCGCCACACCACACAGCCUCUUCCCUCUCCCCUUGCAGCCAUCCAUGCUCGCGCUUUACCACUCCCUCACCCGCCACCCUUCCCAGCACUCUCCCUCCUCCCCACUUCUGCUCGCAUCGCUUGCUGCUGGCCGGAGUGACUGGCAGGUCCGUUCAUGGGCGGCAGCAGUACCACCGUCCCCAGAUACCACCUCCCUGCACCUCUCGUUCAGCACAGCCCCUCACGUGUGGCUCUCAGCAGGGCACGAGCAGGCAGUGUGGUGCAACCAGCCUGUGGCUCAGCUGUCUCAUGCCCUCCUAGCCCUGGUCAACCCACACACAUCCCAGCCAUUCUCCUCCCCCAACACGCGCCGUGCAAUCAUCUCCUGCCACCUGUCCGCCUCACCUCUCCUCCUCCGGCCCUUGCUGCUUGGAUCGCCAACUGUUGGAGCUUCACCGAAUGAGCCUAGCUUACAACAGACAGAACAGCAGAAUCAGCAGCAACAGCAGCAGCAGCCGCAGAAGAAGCAGAAUCCGCAGAAGCAAGGGCAACGGAGUGAUGGGCACACAGCAGUGCAGCUGAAUUCAGCCCCAUUCGUGCACAAAUGGGCUUCCCACGCCCAGCAAUCACACUCCUUCCACAACAACCUGCCUAUUGAAGCACUAUCACUCAACCCAGCAGGCAGCAGCAGCAGGGCCCUCGUUCUUCUAUCGAAUGUUCUUCCAUGCGAUGGCUUGAAUCUCACCCUCGUUAUAAGCACACAGCAGGGGUAUGUGGAGGAGAGGCAUGAAGAGGGUACCCUCGAUAGAAGAAAACAGGAGGAGAGGAGACAGGGAGAUGAUAAGAAGGGGAAAGGGGAGGAAGUGGGAGAGGGAGAGGAUGACGUGUCUAUCACCGGCAUCACAGCAGGUCACAGGGCAGGUGCCCCAGCCGUCCCCUCUUGCCCUGCUCAUGCUGCCUCUGCCCUCGCCUCCCCUUGCUCCCUUUGGCUCCCCUUGCUUCCCCUCGCCUCUCCUUGCCUAUUUCCCUCCCAGUCCCUGCCAGUAUCACCGGCAUCACAGCAGGUCACAGGACAGGUGCCCCAGCCGUCCCCUCUUGCUCUGCUCAUGCUGCCUCUGGAGAUAGCAGUUGGGGGUGGUGGUGGUGUGAGAAAGGCCACUUUGCGCGUGAAUAUCAACACCAACACCAAGGGCAAGCCUCGCCCCCCUCUGCACUUCCUCUCUGUGGAGCUGGCACCACUCAAUCUCCACGCUCCACUCACUCCCUCCUUCUCUUCCUCCUCCUCCUCCUCCUCCUCCUCCUCCUCCUCCUCCUCCUCCUCCUCCGCCUCCUCCUCCUCCUCCUCCUCCUCCUCCUCCUCCUCCUCCACCACCACCUCCUCUCCAUCAAGACGGGAGUCUUUUCUAACCCCAUCCCCUCUCCCCGAUUCCAUCCCCUCUCCCCGAUUCCAUCCCCUCUCCCCGAUUCCAUCCCCUCUCCCCGAUUCCAUCCCCUCUCCCCGAUUCCAUCCCCUCUCCCCGAUUCCAUCCCCUCUCCCCGAUUCCAUCCCCUCUCCCCGAUUCCAUCCGCUCUCCCCGAUUCCAUCCCCUCUCCCCGAUUCCAUCCCCUCUCCCCGAUUCCAUCCCCUCUCCCCGAUUCCAUCCCCUCUCCCCGAUUCCAUCCCCUCUCCCCGAUUCCAUCCCCUCUCCCCGAUUCCAUCCCCUCUCCCCGAUUCCAUCCCCUCUCCCGAUUCCAUCCCCUCUCCCCGAUUCCAUCCCCUCUCCCCGAUUCCAUCCCCUCUCCCCGAUUCCAUCCCCUCUCCCCGAUUCCAUCCCCUCUCCCCGAUUCCAUCCCCUCUCCCCGAUUCCAUCCCCUCUCCCCGAUUCCAUCCCCUCUCCCCGAUUCCAUCCCUUCUCCCCGAUUCCAUCCCCUCUCCCCGAUUCCAUCCCUUCUCCCCGAUUCCAUCCCCUCUCCCCGAUUCCAUCCCCUCUCCCCGACUCGAUCCCCUCUCCCGCAUUCCAUCCCCUCUCCCCCAUUCCACCCCACUCUCCCCGAUUCCAUCCCCUCUCCCCGGUUCCAUCCCCUCUCUCCGAUUCUAUCCCCUCUCCCCGAUUCCAUCCCCUCUCCCCGAUUCCAUCCCCUCUCCCCCAUUCCAUCCCCUCUCCCCCAUUCCAUCCCCUCUCCCCCAUUCCACCCCCUCUCCCCCAUUCCAUCCCCUCUCCCCCAUUCCAUUCCCUCUCCCCCAUUCCACCCCCCUUUCCCCCAUUCCACCCCCUUUCCCCCCAUCCCCAGGAGCGCAGCCGAAUCACACCAGGUGCCACCCUGCUGUUGCUACCCUGACAUCUGCUCACACUGCUGUUACAGCAGCAUCUGAGGCUGCAGCAGCCAGUGGUGGCGACCAGAAUAGCUGCACAAGCCGUGAAGGCGGCUAUAAGAUUCCUCUGAGAGAAGAAGUGACUACCCACGGUGCAGGGAGCUAUAAGAUCCUCUCCACUCAGACAUUCCACCACUCCACAGUCCUUGAAUUUGACUCUCCUCCACCACACCUCACUCGCCCCUCCUGCCACCACUGCCACUAUCAUCACAAUUGCGCUCUUUCUCAGCACUACAAUCACCACAGCAGUUGCCACCACUGCCACUGCCGCUCACACAAGAGCGAGCAGGGAGGUGGGGGAGCAGAGGGACGCAGCAGCUCUUGGUGUGAGAGCGAUGGUUCAGAGGAGGAGGUUAUGCAUCGGGGCGGAGAGGACGAGCUCCCCCACCUCCCUCCUCGCUCAGAGGAGGUCAUGCAUCGAGGCGGAAAGGACGAGCUCUUUUUGAUGCUGCUGGCGGAUCCCUCCUGUCCCUCCUCCCUCCUCAUCUCCGUUGAUCUUCCACGCUCCCUCACCUCCCUCUGCCUUCCUGCCUUGCUCAUUGCCUUUAGUUCCCACUCCUUCUGUGCACCCCCAUCCCCUCCCUCCAGGCGGAUCCAUCCUGCCCCUCCUCCCUCCUCAUCUCUGUUGACCUUCCUCGCUCCCUCACCUCCCUCCUCCUCUCCUCCCUCCCUCUCAUCAUCGGCUCGGCACUCUCCCUCGCUCUCUGCACCUCCUCCUACCUCUUCUCUCACUCAUUCACCCACUCCUCUCCCUCUCUCCACACUCUCCCUUCCCUCCUCUCUCUCAUCGCCUCUUCCCCCUGGCCCUCUUUUUCUAGCCCUGUCUCACGCUCCCUCCUCUCCUCAAUCAUCAUCUUCUCUCUCCUACACUCCCUCUCUCACUCCUCCCACUCCUCGCUCCCCUUCUCUCACUCACACCAUCUAG
Molecule: messenger RNA, 4515 nt
Organism: Closterium sp. Naga37s-1
Lineage: Eukaryota; Viridiplantae; Streptophyta; Zygnematophyceae; Desmidiales; Closteriaceae
Source: the annotation of a GenBank genome assembly